CCCGGUCUGAGUGCCAUGCCAUGCGUACGCGUGUACAUCGGCACAUUCUUUCGACAAUGACGCGGCUACAAAAUCUGCAGCUGGUCUCUAUCUCUAUCAAGUUCCACGACCUGCACAGACGAAGACUCCAAUGUUCAACCCAUUCCGUCCUCCUCCAGCUGCUCCGAAUUUUGGGAGAGGAAAGAUUCUCCCUCAAGGGCAAGCAUCGUUUUUCUCACAACUUGUAUUUCAUUGGUUAUCUCCUUUCCUUGCGGUUGGUUUUUCUCGGCCACUCGAGAAAGACGAUCUCUGGGACCUCCCUUCGGAACGCCUUACCCACAAUGUUACGAAUGAAUUGGAAACCAAUUUCUUCUCUCGAUGUCCACCUGAAAAUCGCCCUUCUUUUCUUGUCAAGGAAUCUGAAUUCUCCACGGCUUUCCAGAAAGCCUUUGAAACCAAAAACUCGUUGCCAAGUGAAACGCCUCCUUCACUUGCGGGCUCGAGGAAUUCUCAUUACGAUUCCUCUUUGGCGAAGGCUAUCCUUCGUACCUUCCGCGAAAGUAUAGUGAUAUCCGGCAUUUUUAAGCUCUUAUCAGAUACCCUGAACACAACAACUCCCUUGGUGAACAAGGUGCUGCUUGCUUGGCUUGAGCAGUCUUAUAUAUACUAUCGUGCCAACGAGGCAGAAAGGGCCGUGAUCCCCGCGCCACGUGGUAUUGGAUACGGAAUUGGACUCGCCAUUGCAAUUUUUGCGAUGCAAGAAACUGCUAGUCUGUUGUCAAAUCAUUUUAUGCAAAAAACCAUGGCCAAUGGACUUUCCAUUAGAAGCGGACUUAUUGGAAACAUAUUCCGGAAAUCUCUCCGCCUGUCAGGAAGAGCAAGGACUGAACAUAGCGUCGGAAAGAUCACGACGAUGAUUUCUACCGAUGCUUCAAGGCUGGAUAGGUUCAGUGCCUUUGGACACAUCCUCUGGGUUUCUCCAAUACAGUUUGCGAUAGGCGUUGGGCUUCUCAUCGGUAACCUUGGAUAUUCGGCCCUUGUCGGUCUGGGGGUCCUCAUCAUUGGGCUCCCAGUGCAAUUUCUCCUCGUGAGAAUAAUAUUCAACCAGAGAAAGAAAGGAGUCAAAAUUACCGACUCGAGGGUUCGUCUUACGAAUGAGGUUCUUCAAGGUGUUCGGUUGAUCAAAGCCUACGCGUGGGAGGAUUUUUACACGACAAUUAUUGGAAAUUUACGGAAAAAGGAGAUCAAGACGAUCCGUAAAUCAGCUAUAGCCCGGUCGUGCUUACUUGCCUUUGUGACCUUCCUUCCAGUGUUGGCUUCGGUACUUUCAUUCAUCACAUACGCCCUUACUAGUCACGAUCUCAACGUUGCCGUUGUUUUCAGCUCGCUACAGCUAUUCAAUAUAAUCCGUGUCCCUCUCACAUUCUUUCCGAUUGUUCUGACAGCACUGUCAGACGCUCUAGUAGCACUACGCCGCAUUGGCUCAUUUCUCACUGCCGAGGAACUUGAUGAACCCUAUCAAGUAGACCCGAAAGGAGACUUUGCUAUUGAGGUCAAUGGCGACUUUUCCUGGGAGACGGUGGGUAAAUUGGAUGGACCCAAGGUCCAAAAACACGCCAAAGGGAAGGAAAAUCCCGAUGUGCCUAUCAGCCGCGAAAAAUCAGCCGCCCGGCGUGACGUACGUCAAGUUCAGGCGACGCCAAGGGACGAGAAAGAUGAAGGGCGACCAUUUACAUUGAAGAGCCUAAAAUUUUCGGUACCGAGAGGAUCAUUUGUUGCCAUCGUGGGAAGGGUUGGGUCUGGAAAGAGCUCGAUCCUGCAAGCACUGGUCGGGGAAAUGAGACGAGUGCAAGGCUGCGUCACCUUUGGAGGAACGGUCGCCUACGUCCCACAGACACCUUGGAUCAGGAACACUACACUGAAGGAGAAUAUUCUGUUUGGUCAGAAAGAAGACGAACAAAGGUUUCAGGAGACUAUCACUGCCUGCAGUCUUGGACACGAUUUGGGGGUACUACCUGAGGGCGAGGAAACCGAGAUUGGGGAAAAGGGAAUUAAUCUUAGCGGCGGUCAGAAGGCCCGUGUUUCACUAGCGCGCGCCGCAUAUUCACUUUCCGAUAUUGUACUAAUGGAUGAUCCCCUGUCUGCUGUCGAUUCAUAUGUGGGGAAAGAGAUACUGAAUAAUUGUAUCCUGAAUGGUAUCAUGGCUGACCGGACCAGAAUAUUGGUCACUCAUGCGCUCCAUGUUUUGGACAAGACGGAUCAUAUCUUUGUGGUAGACAAAGGGAAAAUUCGAGAACAGGGAACGUACGAGUCCCUGAGAAAAGAGAGCGUGCUAUUUUCUCACCUCAUGGAAGAGUAUGGUAACCUCGAAGAACAGGAAAUCAAGCAGAGCGACAAGCGGGAAAACCAGGAACCUAAAAUACGUUCUCUUCCCAACGCCACAAAGCAGUUGAUGCAGGACGAGGAGCGAAAUACGGGUGCGGUAUCCGCGGCGACUUACAAGAGAUAUCUUCGAUUUGCCGGCGGUUUCGUUUGGGCUCCGACGAUUAUCCUCUUGAUUUCGCUCGCGCAAGGCGCUCAAGUGGGGAACAAUCUGUUCCUCGGCUUUUGGACGUCAAACAGCAUACCAGGCUUUCAGCAAGGCCAAUAUAUUGCUGUUUAUGCCGGUCUAGGCGCGGCUUCCGCUGCUCUCCAGUUCUUGACGAGCUUCAUAUUUGCGGUUGCUGGAUUAUUUGCUAGCCUGAGCUUAUUCCGAACAGCGCUACGUGCAGUACUCCAAUCGCCCGUUUCGUUUUUCGAUACAACCCCCAUAGGUAGAGUUCUGUCCCGCUUAUCAAAGGACCAGGAUACUCUCGACCAGGAACUCACCGCAAAUCUCUCUCAGUUUAUGUUGACUUUCAGUUCUGUGCUGGGAACCAUGGCGCUUGUGCUCUACGUUCUUCCCUACCUGGGGAUCAUAUUCAUCCCGAUGAUAGCUCUGUACUACCUGGCUUCGCUGUACUACAGACGGACAUCUGUGGAAACUAAACGCCUUGAUUCCCUCAUGCGAUCUGCGUUGUACAGCUCAUAUACGGAGACGCUGACAGGGCUUGCAACAAUUCGUGCAUACGGCGAACAGGAUCGGGCAGUCAAGGAUGCUGAACAAGGACUGGACCUGGAGAACCGAGCCUACUAUAUGACUAUCACUAUACAGCGAUGGUUAGGCGUGAGACUGGAUUUACUCGGGAAUGUCCUUGUUUUCGGCAUUGUUUUGUUUGCCUCUGGCUUUCGAAAGGCUGUUGAUCCAGCUAAGAUAGGAGUGGUCUUAUCAUACACCAUGAGCAUAACACAGAUAUUUUCAACGAUGGUCACACAGUUUGCGCAACAAGAACAGAGCAUGAAUGCUGUUGAACGAGUACUUGUCUACACCGAACUUCCUGCUGAGGGUGGUGAAACGAACCCCAGUGAACAACCUCCAUCUUCAUGGCCCGACAAGGGAGAAAUCAAAUUUAGCAGUGUUGAUCUGUCAUAUCGAGAAGAUCUACCGCUUGUCUUGAAAAAUGUCAGCUUCUCUAUAAGAGCGGGGGAAAAGAUCGGAGUUGUUGGGCGAACAGGAGCAGGCAAAAGCUCCCUGUUGCAAGCUCUCCUGAGAUUGGUCGAGGUUCAAGGUGGGACAGUUGAAAUCGAUGGUUAUGACACGCGUCAGGUAGAUUUGGCAUGUCUCCGAGGUCGUCUCGCCCUUGUACCACAAGAAAGCACCUUGUUUUUGGGAACGCUUCGAGAAAAUCUUGAUCCUUUGGGUACGCGGACAGACGCUGAGCUGAUCUCCGCUCUGCAAAGAUCAUGGCUUCUGCCAAAGGAAGGACCCGUGGAUCCCACUGUUGAAGCUAAGUUCAGUCUCGAUUCUGCCGUUGGUGAUGAAGGUGCCAAUUUUAGUGCUGGAGAGAAGCAGUUGCUAGCCUUAUGUCGAGCCUUGGUUAAGGGCAGCCGUAUCAUUAUCUUGGACGAGGCCACAAGCAAUGUUGAUGUCGAGACCGACUCCAAGAUCCAGAAAACGAUCCAAGUAGAGUUUGCGACAUCCACGCUGAUUUGCAUUGCACAUCGACUCAACACCAUCGCGUAUUAUGACCGCAUUCUGGUCAUGGAUUCCGGCGAAGUCGCAGAAUUUGACACGGUUUUGAAUCUGUUCGACCGAGAGGAUUCUAUUUUCAGGUCUCUUUGCAACGAAGCCAAUCUCCAGCGCUCUGACAUUGUUCGCAUUCGUACUAGCCAUCAGACGAAGAUGUCAUGAUGUGGCGGAUGCCACCAUCUCUCACAGGG
This is a messenger RNA of Marasmius oreades (fairy-ring Marasmius), 4278 nucleotides long. RefSeq lists its product as uncharacterized. NCBI's taxonomy places the organism in Eukaryota, Fungi, Basidiomycota, Agaricomycetes, Agaricales, Marasmiaceae. Gene Ontology annotation, biological process: transmembrane transport. The transcript is spliced from 37 exons. Gene Ontology annotation, molecular function: ATP binding; ATP hydrolysis activity; ABC-type transporter activity. The coding region runs from base 131 to 4249 and encodes 1372 amino acids. Gene Ontology annotation, cellular component: membrane. The record is from RefSeq and is a predicted model, not a curated record.